AUGUCUCCCGGAAGCUUCUCCCAUCCCACACAACCCCGCCCACAGGUGUUCCGCGUGUUGCAACCAGUUCACCAGGUUGUGGCAGUCACUCUCCAGGUGUUCCGCAUUUGUUACGGCGUGAGGAGUGGGGUUAGUUUGCCACGACGACUGGCGGGUAGACAGCCUGCAGCAGACGAAGACCCCGUUCUGUCUGCCAUUCUUGACAUGUGUUUGGACAUGGAAGAAGAAGUGGGUGGCUGUCCCCAAGCUCGGCCAGUUCCGCAAGAGGAGCUGUCAGGACCGCAUUCCUCAUGGCAAUUACUUCCUUCGCUUCAGCAAGAGCAGCCGACAAGGUCUGCGAUUCCAUCUUCCUCAACUUGGGGAUCUCUCCAGGGACCUCCAGGUGAAGUGUCUCUUCAGCAGAUCCCACCUCCGGUUUUGCAGAAGAAUUAUCAUGGGGGUUGGCCAGUUGCGGAUGAGAUUGCUCGUGCCUUGCCCCUUGGAGGGCCGUCCAUAUAUUGGCAGCACUCUUCGAUGUUGCCUACCCAG
Molecule: messenger RNA, 528 nt
Organism: Eimeria maxima
Lineage: Eukaryota; Apicomplexa; Conoidasida; Eucoccidiorida; Eimeriidae
Exons: 2
Source: RefSeq, a predicted model, not a curated record